AGCCGGUACAUAUAUUCCCUUCCUGUCGUGGUCCACGUGUGCUCGCUUUUUUCCCCCCUCGACUUCUUUUCGGACGUUUCAACCUUCGAGUCGCCUCGAUGCCGUAACCUCGGGGAAUUGGCGGUUCGUCGAUCGCCGCGGACGAGUUCUACGGGCUCACCCAGCCUCCUUCUUUUUCUCUUCCGCCAUAAGCGUUCCCUUCGCGAUCGCUCCAACGAUCCCUACCGAGACCAUCUUUCGUACACCUUCUCCUUCAUACGUCGCGAAAAUCCUCCUCCAACAAUCGUGGCGAGCAAUUCGCGCUGGAAAAAUCCGAAGAUCCAAACGUCCUCAAAGAUUUACAGGCACAGUGACAGUGUGAUCUCGAUCAAACAGUGAACGACGAGUCUUGGAGUGAUACUGUCCCCCAGCUCCCACGAAGACUGUGAAAGCUCUCUACGCGAAUCGACGGUGAAACGAUCGCGUUAGAUCGCCGCCUAGAUCAAAGUUCGAAGGUCCCUGGCGUCCUGCGAUGAUAGACGCGCGGAGCGAGCCAGUGCAUCCUCUGAGCAUGGGGUAGAAAUGCACCUAGGAAGGUCAAUCUGGACCCGGGGCGUCGUGGCCCUCGGAGUAGGGGCCCUGUUUCUGCUUGGAUGGAGGGCAGACUCCGACGGCGACGAGUCCUCUGCCUCCGGGUCCCCAACGAUCGACUCGAUCGCGCGGGACUCGGACUAUUUCGCCGCGAUCGACGCGUCCGUGUCUGCUUGGAACCGGGACGAGGAGGAGGAUCGUCAGUCGAGGACCGAUCUAGGGACAUACUCGACGACUCCGUCGGACGAAACGAUCGACGGCGGUUCCUCGGAGGGCGAAAAUCGGUUUUCGAACGACGACGAGACCCGUGGCGCGUUGAAUGGUUCGGAGAUCGGUGAAAGGAGCGACUCGGAUGAGAAUUUCUCGCGGGAGGUGAAUGGAGAACCGAUGAAUGAAGUCGAGAACAAUUUGAGGAUCGACGAGGAGCCGAGGUUCCUUACGGAGACUCCAGACCCGCUCGAACAGUAUUUCUAUUCCACGGAGGACUACGGGAACAAAGAUCGUACCGUGGACGCGAAGGAUUAUUUAUUACGCGCGUUCGCCAAUGUUCGUAACGACAAUAGAGAAAAUCUCGAGGAGGAAGACGAUUCCGUUUCGAAAUCCGUGGAAGUGGAUGGAAUACCGGAGAAUCGAGAUGUUUUUUUUCGCGUGGAUCAUGGGCCAGACCAGCCUUCCGCGAAGAUAUCGGGAACGUUCGGAAGCCGUAAAGAACGGGACCUCGGGAAGGUCCUUGAAAGAGGAAGACGCGAGGGAUCUCUCGAUCGAUCGCCCGGGGCCGGUGAUCUUUCGGCGCGUCUUCGCUCGAUCGCCCUGGAACGCAAUAAAAGUGACGGCGGCCACGACGAAUUCGGAAUAACGGAUCGAAACGGGGCAGAAUCUUUCUCGAGAAAAUCGGAUAAAUCUGCAAACGAACAGUUUGGUGUGAACGUGAGAAGGGAGAUCUCUCGUGUGGCGGAGGAUCCGGCUCGCAGAAAGAGAUACACGAAUUACUAUUCGCCACAGUCCGCCACCCCGAUGGCGUACGUUCACAUACAGUCGGCGUAUCCGGUCCCAGCGGCUCCACCCGCGAACCGGAAGUGCGUACGGUGCAUGGUCGUCUACAAGCCGUGUCCUUCGGCGCCCAGACCGCCGCCCAGGAUCGUCCUUCCGACUUACAAGUACCAGGAGCCUGCCUCAAACUGGCGCGGACUCAAAUACGGGGGUCGUGAAAUUCGCUGAACGUAUAAAACAUCGCUAGAGCAUCCCCCAUCGUUGAUUGCAAUUUAUGGCCGCGCGGUUUGCUCCUAGAAAAAGCA
Messenger RNA from Colletes gigas, 1865 nucleotides. Its product is annotated as dentin sialophosphoprotein-like. Lineage: Eukaryota; Metazoa; Arthropoda; Insecta; Hymenoptera; Colletidae. The transcript has 2 exons. The record is from RefSeq and is a predicted model, not a curated record. The coding region runs from base 562 to 1788 and encodes 408 amino acids.